Molecule: messenger RNA, 1717 nt
Organism: Nilaparvata lugens (brown planthopper)
Lineage: Eukaryota; Metazoa; Arthropoda; Insecta; Hemiptera; Delphacidae
Product: endocuticle structural glycoprotein ABD-4
Exons: 3
Coding region: 162-596 (144 amino acids)
Cellular component (GO): chitin-based extracellular matrix
Molecular function (GO): structural constituent of chitin-based larval cuticle
Source: RefSeq, a predicted model, not a curated record
UGCCAAGAGGCAUCUUUCCUCCAUCUAAGUGCCGACUAUAUAAAUAGCCAUUGUGUGGGGGAGUUGAUACAAGCUAUUCAGACUUCCCAGCAGUCUAGUUACAUCUGAUCAUAGUGCUCCACGAGGUACCGGCUCUUGGAAUAAUUAUCUUAUCAGUCGUCAUGCAGUCGAUUAUCCAGAAUUGCGCAGUUCUGUGCCUAGUGGCGGCGUCAGCUCUGGCGGCUCCCCAGGCGCCAAGAGGAAGUGACGCGGCUGCCACGAUAGAGAAGGACGACAGAGAAGUCAACUAUGACGGAUCAUACAGAUACAGCUACCAAACAUCGAACGGAAUAGCGGCCGACGAACAAGGCGCUCUGAAAAACGUCGGAACCGACGCCGAAGCGAUGUCAGCUGCGGGACAGUUCAGCUACGUGUCACCAGAGGGCGUCCAAAUCAGGGUGGUCUAUGCCGCUGACGACAACGGAUUCCAACCCCAGGGCGACCAUCUCCCAACCCCCCCACCAAUUCCCCCUGCAAUCCAGAGGGCACUCGAGUACCUGGCUACCCUCCCUUCAACCCCUGACACCCCAGUCAAUGCUCCCAACCGCAGAUUUUAAGAAGAGACUCUAAGGAAACAGAAGGGUUGUCAACCGAAAAAUCCACCGCAGACUUCAAGGGAUGAACAUCAGGAAAGUAGCUGGAGAUUUCAAGUUUACAUGAGGAUUGACAACUGGAAAAUCAACCACAGAUUUUAAGGGAUAAACAUCAAAAAUUGGCCGAAGAUUUUAGGUAAAAAUGAGGAUUCAAAACUGAAUAAUUAAGCACAAACUUCAAAGGAUAUACAUCAGGAAAGAAGCUGGAGAUUUAAAUUGAUCAUUAGGAUUGACAACUGGAAAAUUAACCACAAACUUCAAGGGAUAAACAUCAAAAACUGGCCGGAGAUUUCAAGUAGAAAUUAAGAUCGAAAACUGAAUGAUUAAGCACAGACUUCAAAGGAUAUACACAUCAGAGAGUAGCCGAAGAUUUCAAAUGUACAUGAGGAUUGACAACUGAAAAAUUAACCACAAACUUCAAGGGAUAAACAUAAAAAACUGGCCAGUGAUUUCAAGUGGAAAUUAAGAUUGAAAACUGAAUGAUUAAGCACAGACUUCAAAGGACUCCAGAGAUUUCAACUAAACAUGAGGAAUGAUAACUGACUAACUAACCACAUAUUCGAUAACCUAAACAUCCGUGAAGGAACCUGAGAUUUCAAGUGAACAUGAAAGAUGUCAACUGGGAAAUCAACCGAAAUUAAUGACAGAUUUCAAAGAUUCAAGUAAACAUUAAAAUUGUCAACUGAGGAAUUAACUGUAAUUAAACACAUAUUUCAAGGGCACAUGAUUAACUUGACCAUGGUUAUCGUUCCUCAUAACAAGGAACUUUAGAUAACGAGCUCUAGAGUUCUAGGAACUCUAGACAAGUUUUCUAGAUAACGUUAUCAGUUCAGAGAUUCAAAAAAGGUUUCACAACUGAGAAAUUGUCCAAGGAAGGCUGACCCUUGAAAAUCUGUUGCUAUCAACUGAAGAAAAACCCAAAAUCCAUUGUACAAUUUCGGUUUUAAAUCUUCCAAAAUUAUGAAAAUAUGUUUCAUUCAUUGGAAUGUCAUUCUAUCAUCUAGAUUUCAUAAAACAAAAAUCAUCGACUGAUAUAGCUCAUAUAUUUAUAAUCACAUUGAUAAUAAAUGUUUGUAUUUUUCGUA